AUGGCGACCCCCAACAACCUGACCCCCACCAACUGCACCUGGUGGCCCAUCUCGGCCCUGGAGAGCGAUGCGGCUAAGCCGGUGGAGGCCCCUGACGCGCUCGAGGCGGCCAGCCCCGCCCAUUGGCCCAAGGAGAGCCUUGUUCUGUACCACUGGACCCAGUCCUUCAGCUCGCAGAAGGUGCGGCUGGUGAUUGCCGAGAAGGGCCUGGCGUGUGAGGAGCGGGAUGUGAGCCUGCCGCAGAGCGAGCACAAGGAGCCCUGGUUCAUGCGGCUCAACCUGGGGGAGGAGGUGCCCGUCAUCAUCCACCGGGACAAUAUCAUCAGCGACUACGACCAGAUCAUCGACUACGUGGAGCGAACCUUCACAGGAGGUACGGUGGCCAGGGUGGGACCCACCCCGCCAGCCCAGCCCCUGCUGUGGCCCGCAGAGCACGUGGUGGCCCUGAUGCCCGAGGUGGGCAGCCCUCAGCAUGCGAGGGUGCUGCAUUACCGGGAGCUGCUGGGCGCGCUGCCCAUGGACGCCUACACACACGGCUGCAUCCUGCACCCCGAGCUCACCACUGACUCCAUGAUCCCCAAGUACGCCACGGCCGAGAUCCGCAGACAUUUAGCCAACGCCACCACAGACCUCAUGAAAUUGGACCAUGAAGAGGAGCCCCAGCUCUCUGAGCCCUACCUUUCCAAACAGAAGAAGCUCAUGGCCAAGAUCCUGGAGCAUGAUGAUGUGAGCUACCUGAAGAAGAGCCUCGGGGAGCUGGCCAUGGUGCUGGACCAGAUAGAGGCGGAGCUGGAGAAGAGGAAGCUGGAAAACGAGGGGCAGAAGUGUGAACCAUGGCUCUGUGGCUGUGCCUUCACCCUCGCCGACGUUCUCCUGGGAGCCACCCUGCACCGCCUCAAGUUCCUGGGACUGUCCAAGAAGUACUGGGAAGACGGCAGCCGGCCCAACCUGCAGUCCUUCUUCGAGAGGGUCCAGAAGCGCUUGGCCUUCCGGAAGGUCCUCGGCGACAUCCACACCACCCUGCUGUCGGCCGUCAUCCCCAACGCGUUCCGGCUGGUCAAGCGGAAACCCCCAUCUUUCUUUGGGGCGUCCUUCCUCAUGGGCUCCCUGGGUGGGAUGGGCUACUUUGCCUACUGGUACCUCAAGAAAAAAUACAUCUAGAGCCAGGCCCGGGCUUGGUGCCUGUUGGUGUCUCUGUCCUGUGUGACCCCCAGCAAGCUCUCAGUAACGCACUGUCUCAUGAACUUGGACAGCCACUCCCCGCCCUGUUUGGAGUAAUCCUAUCGUCAAUGUGAAAACAUUCCAUAGUUUAGAAGUAGACGUUGCCAAUGCCGUGAGUUGAGGCCACAGCUCUACUAAAGGAGAGAAAGAGUGAGUGUGAGAGAGAGGGAGAGAGAGAACAGAAACAAAACACG
This is a messenger RNA of Neomonachus schauinslandi (Hawaiian monk seal), 1415 nucleotides long. It is a transcript of the gene GDAP1L1, whose product is annotated as ganglioside induced differentiation associated protein 1 like 1. Lineage: Eukaryota; Metazoa; Chordata; Mammalia; Carnivora; Phocidae. The coding region runs from base 1 to 1161 and encodes 386 amino acids. The record is from RefSeq and is a predicted model, not a curated record. The transcript is spliced from 6 exons.